Thyridium curvatum is the source of this 1638-nucleotide messenger RNA. RefSeq lists its product as uncharacterized. NCBI's taxonomy places the organism in Eukaryota, Fungi, Ascomycota, Sordariomycetes, Thyridiales, Thyridiaceae. The coding region runs from base 1 to 1638 and encodes 545 amino acids. The transcript is spliced from 4 exons. The record is from RefSeq and is a predicted model, not a curated record. Gene Ontology annotation, molecular function: protein binding.
AUGGGCACCGCCCUGCUGCUGCAGCUGCCGGCCGAGAUCCUCCACGGCAUCCUGAGCCACGUGGGGCCCGAGGACCUGGCCUCGGUGCCCCGCGCCUGUCGCUCCCUGCACGCCUUUGUCGCGGACAACACGGCCUUGUGGAGGGAUGUGUACCUGCGCCAUCUGGAUGACCCCCUGGACGCCGAUGUACCAUGGGAACGGGCGCUGCAGGACCUGGUCAGGCUCAAGAAGAUAUGCGCCAGCCAUGAUCCGGACAAGAAAUCCGAGCUCCCCUUCGUCUACGACGCCUUCACGACGCUCCUCGCCCGCUCCGCCCGCGGCGGCACCGAGCGCUCCGACACGACCAACCUGUACCCGCACUCGCGCAACGCCGACCUACUCGCCCAGCUCUUCGAGGACGAGUCCAACCACGACGCCUUCCUGCGGCGGUCCUUCCUCUUCGAGCGCGCGAGGGGCCUCGUGAACCGCUUCUCGGACCCGCCCAAGGUCGAGCACCAGAUGAGCGCCCGGCUGCACUCGCUCUACGGCAUGCCCGUCCUCAAGUUCGGUCGCACGCGCUCCACGAGCCGCAUGUUCCCCUUCGCCUGCUCCAAGGUGUACGACCUGCGGCAGUACACGGCGCUGACCCGCUGGGGCCCCUUCAUGGGCGACGGCUCGAUGCGCGUCGACUGGGAGAAGGUCGAGGCCGUGCUCAUCGUGCUGCGCGGCAACAUCCGCAACAAGGGGCUCGACGGGUACCCGGCCUUUGGCAACUUCUGGAACACCGCCUUCGGCGGCGGCUGGCCCAACAGCUACCUGCCCAAGCCCAUGGUGCGCAUGGGCAGAGACGUGCUGCUGCUGGCGGCGCGGGACCCCUACGGCGUGUCCGGCUUCUGGCUGCGCGUCGUGUGCUUCCUCGACUACAACGACUUCUUCCGGUACAACUUCCCCAUCUUCGACCAGCUCCCGGACAACGUGCCCCGCAGGGCGCUGGACAUCCCCGGAGCGACGAGGCUCAUCGUCAUGAAGAUCGAGGUCACGGGGAUCGAGGCCCCCGGCCCCAAGGACGGGCAGGCGCUGCCGGUCACGCACUUUCAGGGCACGGCGCGGUCGAUUGACGGCGUGUGGGAUGAGAACUCGGGCUCGGCGAUAAGAGGCACCUGCCGCCUCACCCCCGAAGGCGAGGUCCGCUGGACCAGCCACUCGGUGUUCAUGGGCGAGGAGCGCUGGACCUCGGAGGGCAUCCAGCUCGGCGGCGUGCGGUCCGCCAGGGGCGUCGUGGGCACCUGGUUCGACAAGGACUUUGACCCGCACGGCCCCUGCGGCCCGACGGCGUUCUGGAAGCUCAGCGACCCGCGGGACGUCGGCGGAGAGGGGGACGAUGUAGAUUCCGACGGGAGUGCUGCUGCUGCUGCUGGUGGUGGCGGCGACAUACUCGACAUGCCGCACCGGGACCUGCUGCCGCUGUACGUGUCUACGAUGCCGAGCGACUUUGGGGACAACAGCGACGAGGAGUUUGAUGGGGAGGAGGGGGAGGAGGAGGAGGUCGAUGAGGAUGACGAGUUUGAGGUGUUCAUCCCGGAGGAGAUGGAGGUGCUGAGGGACGAGGACGAGGAGGAUGGGGAGGAUGAGGUGCCGGGGCAUGCGGUGGAGAUUUGA